Molecule: messenger RNA, 1083 nt
Organism: Magnolia sinica
Lineage: Eukaryota; Viridiplantae; Streptophyta; Magnoliopsida; Magnoliales; Magnoliaceae
Product: metal-independent phosphoserine phosphatase-like
Exons: 7
Coding region: 126-875 (249 amino acids)
Cellular component (GO): cytoplasm; cytosol
Molecular function (GO): phosphatase activity
Source: RefSeq, a predicted model, not a curated record
UUGGGAGAUUGUCUCACCUGAAUUUCUUUAUAAAUAGCUCAGCCACAGGCACCCUUUUCAUCUCACAGACCUCUCUCUCUCUCUCUCUCUCUCUCUCUCUCUCUCUCUCUCUCUCUCUCGCUAAAAUGGCCACUUGCCUUGUGUCCUCUAACGAGAGAACAAUCAACGCGAUGGUGGCAAUAACAAGUGAAAAUGAAUGCGCGGCUGAGAUCCCGCACGAUGUUGCUGAGAUUGUCAUUGUUCGCCACGGAGAGACCACAUGGAAUGCCUCUGGAAGAAUUCAGGGCCAACUCGAAUCGGAGCUAAACGAGGUGGGAUGGAAGCAGGCGGCCGCAAUAGCGGAGAGAUUGGGGAAGGAAUCAAAGCCGACAGCCGUGUACUCAUCUGAACUCAAGCGUGCAAAAAACACAGCGGAGAUGAUCGCUAAGAACUGCCACAUCCAUGAGGUGAUUGAAAUACCUGAAUUGAAGGAGAGACAUGUGGGGAGCUUGCAAGGUUUGAUAUGGGGAGAGAUUGAAGAGAAGGAACCUGAAGCAUACCAUGCUUUUUUCUCAUCCCAAAAUGACCUAGAAAUCCCUGGUGGCGGAGAGAGCUUUAAUCAGCUUUGUGAGAGGUCUGUGGGUGCUCUUGAGGAAAUUGCCUCUAGACACAAAGGCGAACGUGUCAUCGUGGUCACUCACGGGGGUGUACUGAGAGCAAUCUACAUGUCACUCACCCGUGAGCCGACUGCAGGCAAGGUGUUGAAUGCAUCAAUCAACAUCCUCCAUCUCUCGGAGAAGAAGUGGGCCUUCAAGUCAUGGAGUGAUGUGGCCCACCUCAACGAAGUGGGCUUCCUCCAGCGCGGCUUCAACGGCGACGCUUUGCCGCAACCAUAAGUGCGACUGCAUGAGCUAGAAAUUUAGUUAUUAUGGUGUAUUGUUGUAAUUUGUUACUAAGCAUGGAGUUGCGGUUAUCGUCUUUGGGCUGCACAUUUACCAUGCUGUGUUUGUUCUAUGGCCCAUUUGUUGUGCGAGAGGUUUGUAUGAGAUCGUGUAUGUUUAUGAGCUAUUAUUAUUAUUAUUAUAAUCAUGCCCUGUUCCUUGA